Messenger RNA from Jaculus jaculus (lesser Egyptian jerboa), 8418 nucleotides. It is a transcript of the gene Kmt2b, whose product is annotated as lysine methyltransferase 2B. The transcript has 37 exons. The coding region runs from base 1 to 8112 and encodes 2703 amino acids. The record is from RefSeq and is a predicted model, not a curated record. Gene Ontology annotation, cellular component: nucleus; histone methyltransferase complex. Lineage: Eukaryota; Metazoa; Chordata; Mammalia; Rodentia; Dipodidae. Gene Ontology annotation, biological process: positive regulation of DNA-templated transcription. Gene Ontology annotation, molecular function: DNA binding; protein binding; histone H3K4 methyltransferase activity.
AUGGCGGCGGCGGCGGGCGGCGGCGGUUGCCCCGGGCCUGGCUCCGCGCGGGGCCGCUUCCCCGGGCGGCCGCGGGGCUCCGGCGGGGGCGGGGGCCGCGGCGGACGGGGCAGCGGGGCCGAGAGAGCGCGGGUGGCCCUGCGGCGCGGCGGCGGCGGCGCGGCGGGGCCCGGAGGAGCCGAGCCCGGGGAGGAUACGGCCCUGCUCCGCUUGCUGGGGCUCCGCCGGGGCCUGCGCCGGCUCCGCCGCCUGUGGGCCGGCCCGCGCGUCCAGCGGGGCCGGGGUCGGGGCCGAGGUCGGGGCCUGGGCCCGGGCCGAAGCUGCGUGCUGGAGGAGGAGAGCAGCGACGGGGAGUCGGACGAGGAGGAGUUUCAGGGUUUUCAUUCAGAUGAAGAUGUGGCCCCCAGUUCCCUGCGCUCUGCGCUCCGAUCCCAACGAGGUCGAGCCCCCCGAGGUCGGGGCCGCAAGCAUAAGACGAUCCCCCUUCCUCCUCGCCUAGCAGAUGUGACUCCUAUCUCCCCAAAGACCCCUACUCGGAAACGGGGUGAGGAGGGCACAGAACGAAUGGUGCAGGCACUGACUGAACUUCUCCGGAGGGCCCAGGCCCCCCCAGCCCCUCGGAGCCGGGCAUGUGAGCCCUCAACCCCCCGUCGGUCUCGGGGACGGCCUCCAGGACGUCCAGCAGGCCCCAGCCGGAAAAAGCAGCAAGCAGCAGUAGCAGCAGAAGCGGCUGUGACAAUCCCUAAACCUGAGCCUCCACCUCCUGUGAUUCCAGUAAAGCACCGAACUGGCAGCUGGAAAUGCAAGGAGGGACCUGGUCCAGGACCUGGAACCCCUAAAAGUGGAGGACAGCUUGGGAGAGGAGGUCGUGGAGGCAGGGGUAGAGGUCGAGGUGGGCUUCCUCUCAUGAUCAAGUUUGUUUCAAAGGCCAAAAAAGUAAAGAUGGGACAAUUGUCUUUGGGACUUGAAUCAGUUCAGGGUCAAGGUCAACAUGGGGAAAGUUGGCAGGAUGCCCCUCAAAGAAAAGUUGGAGCUGGACAGGAAGCAGAUUCUUGUUGGAAGAAGCAGGAGCAGAAGCUGGAGGAGGAGGGAGAAGAGAAAGACAGAGAAGAGGGAGAGAAGGAGGAGAGCGCUGUGGCUAAGGAAGAGGUGAUACCAGCCAAGGAAGAGGAAGAGGCGAAGCCAUCAUUCUCACCCCUGACUCUUCCAGCCCCUCUGCCUUCCCCCCCACCCCCUUCAACCUCUCCUCCACCUCCAGAGCCCCCUCCUCCCCCACCUUCCCCUCCCCCAUGUCCAGCCCCAGAGAAGAGAGAAGAGUCCCCUCCUGUGGUUCCAGCUGCAUGUUCCAGGAAGAGGGGCCGGCCUCCCCUGACUCCCAGCCAGCGGGCAGAGCGGGAAGCUGCUCGGGCAGGGCCAGAGAGCAGCUCUUCCACCUCAAACCCCAGCACUACCACAGGAGGCUCUAUGGAAGACAGUCCUACUGUGGCCCCCAAAAGUACCACCUUCCUGAAGAAUAUCCGUCAGUUUAUCAUGCCUGUGGUGAGUGCCCGAUCCUCCCGUGUCAUCAAGACGCCCCGGCGAUUUAUGGAUGAAGACCCUCCCAAACCCCCAAAAGUGGAGAUCUCACCAGCUCUACGACCUCCUAUUGCCACCUCCCCACUUGCUUCCCAGGACCCAGUGCAAGUUCCCUCUCCGCCCCGUGUCCCAACUCCCCCGUCUAUCCAAGUCCCGCUCCCUGAGAAGAGACGGUCCAUCCUAAGGGAGCCCACGUUUCGCUGGACCUCACUAACCCGGGAGCUGCCGCCGCCUCCCCCUGCUCCUCCACCAGCCCCAUCCCCACCACCUACCCCUGUCACCUCCUCCAGGAGGCCUCUGCUCCUUCGGGCUCCGCAGUUUACCCCGAGCGAAGCUCAUCUGAAGAUCUAUGAGUCGGUGCUUACUCCUCCUCCUCUUGGGGCUCCUGAAGCCCCUGAGCCAGAGCCGCCUCCCACUGAUGACUCUCCAGCUGAGCCUGAACCUCGGGCAGUGGGGCGGACCAACCACCUUAGCCUGCCUCGAUUUGUCCCUGUGGUCACUACUCCUGUUAAGGCCGAGGUGCCCUCUCCUGGGGCUCCAACUCUGAGCAAUGGGCAGCAGCCCCCGCAGGCCUUGCAGAACCAGCUUCUGCCCCAGGCUGUACCACCACAGGAGCCACAAGUGCAGCCGCAGGUACAGCUGCAGCCGCCACCAUCACCAUCACUAUCACCAUCACCACAACACACACCACCACUGGAAAAACCCCGGAUUGCAGGCCUGGGUUCCUUGCCACUGUCUGGGGUGGAGGAGAAGAUGUUCAGCCUCCUUAAAAGAGCUAAGGUGCAGCUGUUCAAGAUUGACCAGCAGCAGCAGCAGCAGCAGCAGCAGCAACAGCAGAAGGUUGCAGCGUUGAUGCCGACAAGCCCUGGAGGGCAAAUGGAAGAGACCGUGGGGACUGUCAAACAGACCCCAGACCGAGGCUGUGUGAGGUCUGAAGAUGAAUCCGUGGAAGCCAAGAGAGAGCGAGCCUCGGGCCCCGAGUCCCCUGUGCAAGGUCCCCGCAUCAAACAUGUCUGCCGUCACGCUGCUGUGGCCCUGGGUCAGGCUCGGGCCAUGGUACCUGAAGAUGUCCCCCGCCUCAGUGCCCUCCCCCUUCGUGACCGGCAGGACCUCGCCACAGAGGAUACAUCGUCAGCAUCUGAGACUGAGAGUGUUCCAUCCCGAUCCCAGCGGGAAAAGGUGGAAUCUGCAGAGCCUGGUGGAGACUUGGAGCCUGCGGGGUCUGCAGGGACCCUGGCCCACACACCCCGGCGCCCACUGCCCUCUCACCAUGGCAAGAAGAUGCGCAUGGCUCGAUGUGGGCACUGUCGGGGCUGCCUGCGUGUGCAGGACUGUGGUUCUUGUGUCAACUGCUUGGACAAACCCAAGUUUGGGGGCCCCAACACCAAGAAGCAGUGCUGUGUAUACCGAAAGUGUGACAAGAUAGAGGCUCGGAAGAUGGAACGGCUGGCAAAAAAAGGCCGGACGAUAGUGAAGACGCUGUUGCCUUGGGAUUCCGAUGAAUCUCCUGAGGCCUCUCCUGGUCCUCCAGGCCCACGUCGGGGGGCGGGAGCUGGGGGGCCCCGGGAAGAGGUGGGCACCACCCCCGGGCCCGAGGAGCAGGACUCCCUCCUCCUACAGCGCAAGUCAGCCCGUCGCUGCGUCAAACAGCGACCCUCUUACGAUGUCUUCGAGGACUCGGAUGACUCAGAGCCAGGGGGUCCUCCUGCUCCCAGGCGUCGGACCCCCAGAGAACAUGAGCUGCCAGUGCUAGAGCCCGAGGAGCAGAGCCGGCCCCGCAAACCCACCCUGCAGCCUGUCCUGCAGCUCAAGGCCCGAAGGCGCCUGGAUAAGGAUGCUUUGGCCCCUGGCCCCUUUGCCUCUUUUCCCAAUGGAUGGACUGGAAAACAGAAGUCCCCUGAUGGUGUGCACCGAGUCCGAGUAGAUUUUAAGGAGGAUUGUGACCUAGAGAAUGUGUGGCUGAUGGGUGGUCUGAGCGUGCUCACUUCCGUACCAGGGGGGCCGCCAAUGGUGUGCCUUCUGUGUGCUAGCAAAGGCCUACACGAGUUGGUCUUCUGCCAAGUCUGCUGUGAUCCUUUCCACCCAUUCUGCCUGGAGGAGGCUGAACGACCCCUGCCCCAGCAUCACGAUACCUGGUGCUGUCGCCGCUGCAAGUUCUGCCAUGUCUGCGGACGCAAAGGCCGGGGAUCCAAGCACCUCCUGGAGUGUGAACGCUGUCGUCAUGCCUACCACCCGGCCUGCCUGGGGCCCAGCUACCCGACCCGGGCCACUCGUAGACGGCGCCACUGGAUCUGUUCAGCCUGUGUGCGCUGUAAGAGCUGUGGGGCAACUCCAGGCAAGAACUGGGACGUCGAGUGGUCUGGAGAUUACAGCCUUUGCCCCAGGUGCACCCAGCUCUAUGAGAAAGGAAACUACUGCCCGAUUUGCACACGCUGCUAUGAAGACAAUGAUUACGAGAGCAAGAUGAUGCAGUGCGCACAGUGUGACCACUGGGUGCAUGCCAAAUGUGAGGGUCUCUCAGAUGAAGACUAUGAAAUCCUAUCUGGGCUGCCGGACUCGGUGCUGUACACAUGUGGGCCGUGUGCUGGGGCCACACAGCCACGCUGGCGAGAGGCACUGAGUGGGGCCCUACAGGGAGGCCUGCGCCAGGUGCUCCAGGGCCUACUGAGCUCCAAGGUGGCGGGUCCACUGCUGCUGUGCACCCAGUGUGGGCAGGAUGGGAAGCAGCUGCAUCCAGGACCCUGUGAUUUGCAAGCUGUAGGGAAGCGUUUUGAGGAAGGCCACUAUAAAUCUGUGCACAGCUUCAUGGAGGACAUGGUGGGCAUCCUGAUGAGACACUCAGAAGGAGAGACACCAGAGCGUCGGGCUGGAGGCCAGAUGAAGGGGCUCCUACUAAAGCUGCUAGAGUCCGCGUUCGGCUGGUUCGACGCCCACGACCCCAAGUACUGGCGACGGAGUACCCGGCUGCCAAAUGGAGUCCUCCCCAAUGCUGUACUGCCUCCAUCCCUGGACCACGUCUAUGCUCAGUGGAGACAGCAGGAACCAGAGACCCCAGAAUCAGGGCAGCCACCAGGUGAUCCGUCAGCAGCAUUCCAGGGCAAAGACUCAGCUGCUUUCUCACACCUGGAUGACCCCCGUCAGUGUGCACUCUGUCUGAAAUAUGGGGAUGCCGACUCCAAGGAGGCAGGUCGGCUCCUGUACAUCGGGCAAAAUGAGUGGACACAUGUCAAUUGUGCCAUUUGGUCAGCUGAAGUAUUUGAGGAGAAUGAUGGCUCCCUCAAGAAUGUUCAUGCUGCUGUGGCACGAGGGAGGCAGAUGCGUUGUGAGCUCUGCCUGAAGCCUGGAGCCACUGUGGGCUGCUGCCUGUCCUCCUGCCUCAGUAAUUUCCACUUCAUGUGUGCUCGGGCCAGUGACUGCAUCUUCCAGGAUGAUAAGAAGGUUUUUUGCCAGAAACACACAGACCUCCUGGAUGGCAAGGAGAUAGUGACUCCUGAUGGUUUUGAUGUUCUUCGCCGAGUCUAUGUGGACUUUGAGGGCAUCAACUUCAAGCGAAAGUUCUUGACAGGGCUUGAACCAGAUGUCAUCAAUGUGCUCAUUGGCUCCAUCAGAAUUGACUCCUUGGGGACCCUGUCUGAUCUCUCGGACUGUGAGGGUCGGCUCUUCCCCAUUGGCUACCAGUGCUCCCGGCUGUACUGGAGCACAGUGGAUGCUCGGAGGCGCUGCUGGUAUCGGUGCCGAAUUCUAGAGUAUCGACCAUGGGGGCCAAGGGAGGAACCUGUUCACCUAGAGGCAGCCGAAGAGAACCAGACCAUUGUGCACAGCCCUGCCCCUUCAGAGCCCCCCAAUCAUGAGGACCUGCCAGAUACAGACGCCCUGAUCCUUGGAGCUCCUGAGCACCAUUCACCUGUUCAGAGUCUGGACCCCACACUUCGGCCAGAUUCUAGCCACGGCCCUUCUCCCGCCUCCCAUUCCUUGGGGGCUCGAAUCAAAGUGCCCAACUACUCGCCAUCCCGGAGGCCCUUGGGGGGUAUCUCCUUUGGCCCUUUGCCCUCCCCUGGAAGUCCAUCCUCUCUGGCUCACCACAUCCCUACAGUAGGAGAUUUGGACUUCCCAGCUCCCCCUAGGCGCUCCCGGCGUCCUAGCCCCUUGGCUCCCAGGCUACCACCCUCACGGUGGGCCUCCUCUCCUCUCAGAACCUCCCCUCAGCUCAGGGUGCCCCUGCCUACCUCAAUUGUCACAACCCUCACACCUACCUCAGGGGAGCUGGCUCCCCCUGGCCUGGCCUCAUCGCCUCUACCACCCCCUGAAGACCUGGGUCCAGAUUUUGAGGACAUGGAGGUGGUGUCGGGACUGAGUGCUGCUGACCUGGACUUUGCAGCCAGUCUUCUGGGGACUGAGCCUUUUCAGGAAGAGAUCGUGGCCGCAGGGGCGGCAGGGAGCAGCCACGGAGGCCCAGGGGACAGCUCAGAGGAGGAGGCCAGCCCUACCACUCACUAUGUCCACUUUCCUGUGACUGUGGUAUCUGGUCCUGCCUUGGCCCCUGGCCCCCACCCUGGAGUCCCUCGAAUUGAGCAGUUGGAUGGAGUGGACGAUGGCACCGACAGUGAAGCUGAGGCAGUCCAGCAGCCCCGGGGUCAGGGGACUCCUCCUUCAGGACCAGGAGUGGGACGAGCUGGGGUUCUUGGGGCUGCAGGGGACAGGGCCCGACCUCCUGAGGACCUGCCUUCCGAAAUUGUGGAUUUUGUGUUGAAGAACCUAGGGGGGCCAGGCGAGGGGGCUGCUGGUCCUAGAGAGGAGCUGCUUCCCCAAGCACCUUCCCUGGCCAAUGGCAGCCAGCCCCCUCAAGGUCUGCCCUCUAGCCCAGCUGACCCCACUCGGACAUUUGCCUGGCUCCCUGGGACCCCAGGGGUCCGAGUGUUGAGCCUGGGCCCUGCUCCUGAGCCCCCUAAACCUGCCACAUCCAAGAUCAUUCUUGUCAACAAGCUGGGGCAAGUAUUUGUGAAGAUGGCAGGGGAAGGUGAUCCUGUCCCACCCCCGGUAAAGCAGCCACCUUUGCCCCCUGUCAUUCCUCCGACGGCUCCCACUUCCUGGACUCUGCCCCCAGGACCUCUGCUUAGUGUGUUGCCAGUGGUAGGAGUUGGGGUGGUUCGCCCUGCCCCACCCCCACCCCCACCCCCGCUUACAUUGGUAUUUAGCAGUGGGCCCCCCAGCCCACCCCGCCAGGCCAUCCGGGUCAAGAGGGUGUCCACCUUCUCUGGCCGUUCCCCGCAAGCUCCUCCCCCAAACAAAGCCCCCCGGCUGGAUGAAGAUGGGGAGUCCUUGGAGGAUAUUCACCAAGUCCUGGGUCUUGGUGGCAGUGGAUUGAGCCGUGUGCGAAUGAAAACUCCCACAGUGCGAGGAGUUCUUGACCUGGACAACCCUGGGGAGGAAAGCCCUGGGUCCCUCCAGGACCAGUCCCCUGUGCUGCCACUUCCAGAAGUUGGUCCUUCCCUGGCCCCGGAUGGUCCCUUAGACCUGCUGCUUGAGUCCCAGUGGCACCACUAUUCAGGCGAGGCCUCCAGCUCCGAGGAAGAGCCUCCAUCCCCAGAAGACAAAGAAAACCAGGCUCCAAAACGGGCUGGGCCGCACCUACGCUUUGAGAUAAGCAGUGAGGAUGGCUUCAGUGUGGAGGCAGAGAGCUUGGAGGGAGCCUGGAGAACUCUGAUUGAGAAAGUGCAAGAGGCCCGAGGGCAUGCACGGCUCAGGCAUCUCUCCUUUAGUGGAAUGAGUGGGGCACGGCUCCUGGGCAUCCACCACGAUGCUGUCAUCUUCCUGGCAGAGCAGUUGCCUGGGGCCCAGCGCUGCCAGCACUACAAGUUCCGGUACCACCAGCAGGGAGAGGGCCAGGAGGAACCACCCCUGAACCCCCAUGGGGCUGCCCGUGCUGAGGUCUAUCUCCGGAAGUGCACCUUUGACAUGUUCAACUUUCUGGCCUCCCAGCACCGCGUGCUCCCUGAAGGAGCCGCCUGUGAUGAGGAAGAGGACGAGGUGCAGCUCAGGUCUACUAGACGUGCCACAAGCCUAGAGCUGCCCAUGGCCAUGCGCUUUCGCCACCUCAAAAAGACGUCCAAAGAGGCUGUGGGUGUAUACAGAUCAGCCAUCCAUGGGCGUGGCCUGUUCUGUAAACGAAACAUCGAUGCUGGAGAGAUGGUCAUUGAAUACUCUGGCAUUGUCAUUCGCUCUGUGCUAACUGACAAGCGGGAGAAGUUCUAUGAUGGAAAGGGUAUUGGGUGCUACAUGUUCCGCAUGGAUGACUUUGACGUGGUGGAUGCCACGAUGCAUGGCAAUGCCGCUCGCUUCAUCAACCAUUCUUGUGAGCCCAAUUGCUUCUCUCGUGUCAUUCAUGUGGAGGGCCAGAAACACAUUGUCAUCUUUGCCCUGCGCCGCAUUCUGCGAGGUGAGGAGCUCACUUAUGACUACAAGUUUCCCAUCGAGGAUGCCAGCAACAAGCUGCCCUGCAACUGUGGCGCCAAGCGCUGCCGUCGCUUCCUUAACUGAGCUGUGGAUGCCUCCAGUCCUCACGUGCCCAUCACAUCUCACCCUGGCCUGUGGCUCCCUAGUCUCUCAGCGGUCUCACUCCCACCCUCUUGUUCAGAGUGGGUGUGGGGAUGCAGGGGGUAGGGUGUCUUGCCUCCAUCCCUCCUCCCGGACCACCCAGCAAUCGCCCCCUUCCUGCCUUGGGGACCCAGGAUGUAGAUAUUGUACAAAGAUUUCUAAAUCCCUUCUUUUCUAUGCACUUUUUUAUUUAAGAGGGUGGGGUCCCAGGUGGGAACCCCCCCACAAUAAAGUCUGUCAAUGUUUGGA